AUGGCAAAAAGGGCCAAGGGCAAUCCGAUCAUAACCCGCUACCCCCCUCCGCCUGGAUACAAGGGACCCAAUCAACCCGGCGCACCCUAUAGCGCGCCUUCUUCAUGGCAUCCACCUCCGAGCAACCUUCCUCGCAAUGCGCGACGUCACAAUUCGGCGCCUUUCCCGUCUACUCGGCAACAUCCUCUCGAUGGAAAUGGUGAUCCGCUACCGCCGGAGGACUCCAACGCAGAUUCUGGCAACGCGCUUGAGGCUGCUUUUGAUGAAGAAUGCUAUUUUGGAAGGUAUCCCGACGAGAUCAAUCCAGAUCUCAGCCUGGGCUCUAUCACAUGGAAGGCGCCGCUGCCUGCGAGAAGAGCGCUCCCUGGUACCUUCCAAGAGGCGGAGCUUGAGGCUCUCGCACCGAGAAUAGACGUACCCAGCCUAGACGACUCGGUCUCUGACUACUUUUCGAAGCUGAAUGGAGACGAAGCACUACUGAGCAUACGGCAGACGGAGCAUUGGGCUGAGAUGAGGAACGACCUUAUAUUUCGGGAAUUUCCUCAAAUGUGUGCAAGUCUGAUGAGGCAGGAUGAUGGGGGUGUUCUCGACGAUCUUGAGGCUGCGCUGCAAAACAGCAAUAGAGUAAGCAUGCCGCCAGAGCAAAGGCGACCACCCCCGAUUCGGGAUCAAGGACAAGAAGACAUUUUAGCUGCGUUAGGCGUUACUGGCUCGCCGAAGCUGGUAUACGAAACUCCUGGUCCAGCCUUCGGCCCGCGCCCAACCAGUGCUGCCGGGAGUGAGAAAAGCGCCCACAGCAGAAGCAACUCCAUGACUAGUGUACAUGGGACCAACGGAAUGAAUGGAAACGCUCUCGACUUCAUUCCGGAGGUCGUCAUCAACGAAGACAUGGAGCCGGAUGACAUGGCCACGCCACGACCCAAGAAACCGUACGCGGGAGAUACUAACAGGAAGCGCAGCUAUGCCGAUACUGGUCCCGGAGCUCACGAAGAAUUUGAUGAUGAAGAGACGCCUCGACAGAAGGGCAAGCAUGCGCGGAUGCUAUAG
Pseudocercospora fijiensis CIRAD86 is the source of this 1047-nucleotide messenger RNA. RefSeq lists its product as uncharacterized. The record is from RefSeq and is a predicted model, not a curated record. The coding region runs from base 1 to 1047 and encodes 348 amino acids. NCBI's taxonomy places the organism in Eukaryota, Fungi, Ascomycota, Dothideomycetes, Mycosphaerellales, Mycosphaerellaceae. The transcript is spliced from 5 exons.